Messenger RNA from Telopea speciosissima, 2862 nucleotides. Its product is annotated as probable inactive purple acid phosphatase 27. Gene Ontology annotation, molecular function: metal ion binding; acid phosphatase activity. The coding region runs from base 1 to 2862 and encodes 953 amino acids. Lineage: Eukaryota; Viridiplantae; Streptophyta; Magnoliopsida; Proteales; Proteaceae. The record is from RefSeq and is a predicted model, not a curated record. The transcript is spliced from 15 exons.
AUGGACACAGAAAUUAAUGCCUUGAUUAAAAAUGGCACUUGGACUUUAGUCUCUCCUCGGCCUCAAAUGAAUAUAGUAGGCUGUAAAUGGGUGUACCGAAUAAAACGUCUAGCAGAUAGAUCUAUUAAGCGCUAUAAAGCUCGCUUGGUGGCCAAGGGGUUCCACCAGCAGGAAGGACUAGACGACUCCGAGACUUUUAGUCCAGUGGUCAAGCCAACAACAAUUCGUCUUGUACUAUCAUUGGCUGUGUCUAAAGGUUGGCCCAUACGCCAGCUUGAUGUUCAGAAUGCAUUUUUGCAUGGAAUACUAAAAGAGGAGGUCUACAUGGCUCAACCUCCAGGUUUCACUAAUUUACAGUUCUCAAAUCACGUGUGUCGCAUACACAAGUCACUCUAUGGCCUGAAGCAGGCUCCACGGGCUUGGUUUGAUCGUUUGAGUGAAUUUCUUACUGAAUUUGGCUUUUUGGGAUCCAAGACAGACACAUCAUUGUUUAUUUACAAUACUGCUACAACUACCAUGUAUCUUUUGGUGUAUGUUGACGAUAUCGUCCUAACAGGCAACAAUACAAUAUUCAUGUCACGGUUUCUUGACCAACUUGCCAAGACAUUUGCCAUCAAGGACCUCGGCAAUCUCCAUUAUUUUUUGGGCAUCAGUGUGCAUAGCCAUGCAAGGGGGUAUUAUGCUCUCUCAACGGCAUAUGCAACCCUGACAAGGCCUGACAUAUCAUUUGCCGUCAACAAGGUGUGUCAGUUCAUGCACCGUCCUUGCAAUGAUCGUUGGGCAGCAGUGAAGCGUAUUUUGAGAUACUUGAAGUCAACCAUUGAUCAUGGCCUCUUCCUAGAACGACAGCCCACAUUACAGCUCUCUGCUUACUCAGAUGCCGACUGGGUUGGAUGUCCUGAUGACAGGAAAUCAACGGGUGGUUUUGCGACUCUAUUCGUGUCUGAAAUCAUGAAGUCUCCCAAAAUAAAUUUUCUAUUCUUUCUAUUUCUGUUCUUCUUUGUUUUGAUAUCAUCAGCUUCUUCUUCCCCUGUUCAAGUUAUCAACUCCAAAUCCAAACUCCAUGUCCACAGAUCAGAUUUCCGGGUAUUGAACAGAAGAACAUUGGUUGAGUGUUCGCAGAAUCAGAACAUUCUAAUCAGAGUUAAUUCGAAAUCCCCAUCUGGACUUAUGAAUGAAGAAUAUGUAAAAGUUACAGUCACUGGAGUUUCAAAUCCUUCAGAAAAAGAUUGGAUUGCCAUGAUCACACCUUCUCAUUCUGAUAAAGAUGUGAAGGCUUGUCUGGAUAUUGAACUUAACUAUGUUCUGACUGGAGAUACUAGUGAUCUUCCUCUUCUCUGCCAUUAUCCUGUGAAGGGACAGUACAUGAGCCAAGAUCCUAAUUAUAUGAAUUGCAAGAAACAAGAAAGAAAUAAUAGUUGCAAUGGAACAUUAACUUUCCAUGUUGUUAACAUUAGAACUGAUAUAGAGUUCGUGUUAUUUGGUGGUGGAUUCCAAAACCCUUGCAUCAUUAAGAGGUCUGGUCCUAUUAGGUUUGCUAAUCCGAAGGCUCCGUUGUUUGGUCAUCUUUCAAGUGUUGAUUCCACUGGAAGAUCGAUGAGAUUAACGUGGGUUAGUGGACAUAAAACACCUCAACAGGUUCAGUAUGGAGAUGGAAAAUCCCUCACAUCACUAAUUAGGACGGCACAAGUUACAACUUUUACCCCAAACGAUAUGUGUAAUGGUAAUACUUCUGGAUCUGAUUGCCCAGCCUCGGAUUUUGGUUGGCAUGACCCUGGCUUCAUUCACUCUGCUGUGAUGAUCGGUCUCAAACCUUCAACCACUUAUUACUAUAGCUAUGGAAGUUGUUCAACUGGUUGGAGCAACCAAACCCAAUUCCGUACUCCCCCAGCUGGAGGAUCACAUGAACUCAAAUUCAUCGCAUACGGCGACAUGGGAAAGGCCCCCCUUGAUCCAUCAACUGAGCACUACAUUCAGCCAGGUUCAAUAUCAGUGAUGGCAGCUAUAUCUAAGGAAGUUGAUGCAGAAAAAGUUGACUCAAUCUUCCACAUUGGAGACAUUAGCUAUGCCACUGGCUUCUUAGUGGAAUGGGAUUACUUUCUUCAACAUAUCUCACCUGUUGCAUCUCAUGUUUCCUACAUGACUGCAAUUGGAAACCAUGAGAGAGAUUACCCAGACUCUGGAUCAGUUUAUGGUCUAUGGGACUCAGGUGGAGAAUGUGGAGUUCCCUAUGAGACUUAUUUUCCAAUGCCCGGAACUAGAAAGGACAAGCCAUGGUACUCCAUAGAGCAAGGGCCUGUUCAUUUAACUGUAGUUUCAACUGAACAUAACUUCAGCUGUGGUUCUGAACAAUAUGAAUGGAUCAAAAAGGACUUGUUUUCAGUUGAUCGAUCAAGAACUCCUUGGGUGAUUUUUACAGGGCAUAGACCCAUGUAUUCAUCUGCACCUCCAUUCUUUCCACCAAAUGUCGACACAAAUUUUGUUGCUAGCUUGGAGCCUUUACUAGUACACAACAAGGUUGAUCUAGUUCUUUUUGGCCAUGUCCACAACUAUGAAAGAACUUGUUCCCUUCAAGAGGGUGUCUGCAAAGCCAUGCCUUUUAGAGAUAGAAGGGGGAUUGACACAUAUGACCACAACAACUAUAAGGCUCCAGUUCAUGCAAUCAUUGGAAUGGCAGGAUUCUCAUUGGAUGGGUUCACUGAUAAUGUUAAUAGCUGGAGUUUGGUGAGGAUUUCUGAUUUUGGAUACACUAGAUUGCGCGCAACAAAGAAAGAGAUAAGUGUAAAGUUUGUGAAUGCAAAUACGAAGAAGGUCGAGGAUACUUUCCGAAUCAUAAAAAAAUUAAGGAAUUAUUAUCACUAG